AGAUUGUGAUUAUUCUACAUGUGUUGUCUAUGUUUAUUCUGUUAGCAAAUCUCCGUGACCAACGCUUACACGUGGUCACACUUCACAAAGCAUUGGUAGUACAAAUGAGAUUAUUUUUAUGGAUAUUCAGAUUUUGGUAUGAAGACUCGUACCAAACUCUAACAGUUUCACACUUUUGAGAGUGAACUAUGAUUAUAUUUCACAAACAUUACAACAGCUUUCUGUAGACAUGCACAAAACACAUCAAUCACUCUUAUAGGAUUGUUGACUCUCUUAUCUAGAGAAUGGUCGUCAGAUGUACUGAACAAAAUAUGUAAACAAUGCUUGACAAAAGUGCUCUAGACAAUUCUUUAGACAUAUUGUUCUAGAUUAAGAAUAGAUAAGGAUAGUUCUUGAUUUCAAUAAGAAUAUGCAAAGAAUCUAUAACCAUAUAACUUCAAGCAUGAAAACAAAGUUAGAAAAAUGCUUGACAAUAUAACUACAAAUAAGCAAAAUUAUGGUGACGAUAAUUUCUCAAAGACAGCAUUUCAAUUUAAGAGGAACACCUCUCCCCAAUUCUUAAACUAAACGAUUGACAACUAUACAGUAAUUCGGCAAGGUAUACGUAUUCAUAAGACCAUUACUACGCAAAAAAAAUAUCAAGAUAAGUGAUAAGAUAACUAGCUAGUCGUUUUAUAAACUAUAUAGUUAAAGCUGAAGCGCUGCGAUUUAAAUAGCCAGUUAGAACAUUCAAUACCGCUUAGAGUCCUUAAAUCGGGGGUUACUCUAAAGGUUCGCUAUGCGUGACUGAUUUUAGGCGAGUGUGAUCGAGAUGUAAACAUUUCGGGGGGUACGUGUCAAAAGUAAAGAAAGGGGAAUUCCGAACUGAAUAGCAAAAAAUAAACAAGUACCACUCUUAUCCACAAAAUAACAUGAAUUUCAUGCAGACAUAGUGUAUAUAAAGAGAUACACUGGCCAUAUUUCUUUCUUUCGAACACGGUCGCGUUCACAGGUAGACGAAUUAUAGAAGAAAGUACAUUGAGUGGAUUCCUGGCGAUACAGAGGAUAGCGAGUAUAGUUGCAGCAUCCGAAUACGAUACAAAGUUUUUCAUCUUUUGAACAUGGAAGACCAACUUCUGGAGAAUAUGGAGAUAGAUGAAGAUACAUGUAAUUAUAGCUCAGAGGAGGAUGAUGAAGUCAAUGAAUUGAUAAGAGAGAUAUUUGGUGAUGAAGAAACAUUGGAAGAGGAGCAUGAGGAGGAGUAUGAAGAUGGAAAUGAAAUGUGGAAUGAGACACGAGAAAACUAUGAAGAUGAAUACUCUCUUCUGAGAGAGAGGAGAUUUGUUGUUGGUGAGGGUGCUCUCGUAAGUCUCAUCAAGAGGACAACAUGUGAGCAGUGUGGGGAGCCCAUAGACCCAUCAACAGUUGUCGAAGUAGAAAAGAUACCAGAAGGAGUGAACUACAAAUUCCUUUGCUGUAAUGGCCAUCCAGGAAAAUGGAUUUCCACACCAUUUUAUGGAGGCAGAAGCUUCAUUAGUAUUUUACUCCAACUCAUGGUGCUUCUUACAGGCAACACAAACACAGGAAGUAACUGGUAUUCGCCUUCCAGCUCCCAGCCGCCUAUGUUGCCACAGGACAAAGUUUCUGGCAAGCCGCCAAAGAAAGCUGUUGAUUGCGGCUUACUCCUUCAUUCUGGAUCACAUUACGACUGCUGUUUGAGGCAUAUGGAUGGUGGCGAUGGUAAAAAAAACGACAAAAUAUUAUUCCCUCUCUAUCUAGGAGGACUUCAUCGUGGUGGGAGGGUGAACAUCAGGAAUUGGUGGCCAACACUCCUAGAAUUUACAUAUACAUUGUCUUACUGUGCUCACUGGCCUAGUUUGGUUGACUUGUACUGGCAGUUUGUGUUAUUACAAUUACUGCAGGGUCUCCGCUUGCAUGCACAACUUUUAAACUUCCCCCUGUUAUCACAAGGAUCUCUACAAAAAAGUUUUGUAUAUUGAAUGUUUCAGGAUUUUUUUUAAUUUUGAGUGAUAUUUAUAUAUCUUUCAUACUGGUGUGUAAUAAAACAAUACUUCUGUUUAUGCAUAUAUUGAGCCUUUGCCAAUUAUUGUUAUUGUGUUUGUGUCAGUGAAAUAUAUGUAUUUAUAUUUGUGCUUCGAGUUUUGAAUCGGUUGAUAUUAUAAUCUAAUUAGAAAUUUGGGAUCAAUCAUUCAUCAAAUAUUGCAUAUAAACAUAACUACAUGUAAAUGUUUUUAUGAUUAUUUGAAGAGAUAUUAGGCCUGUCAUUGUCAAAAACUAUAAAGAUUUCAGCAUCAGUAUACCCAUUGUUAAACAAAAUAAUUUCUCAUCAUACUUCUUGUCCUCUCUUUGCCUCCCCCAGUCAUUAUUGUAGAGACAAUACACCAUUUUAUUGCAGUCAAAAAUAUGACCGUUUAGGCCCAUUAUUUCAGCUAGGUAAAUUCUUGUUUGUAAGAAUAUUUUCAAAUAAAUUUCAAUUCA
Molecule: messenger RNA, 2478 nt
Organism: Magallana angulata
Lineage: Eukaryota; Metazoa; Mollusca; Bivalvia; Ostreida; Ostreidae
Exons: 7
Coding region: 1101-1979 (292 amino acids)
Source: RefSeq, a predicted model, not a curated record